Messenger RNA from Cylicocyclus nassatus, 1348 nucleotides. Lineage: Eukaryota; Metazoa; Nematoda; Chromadorea; Rhabditida; Strongylidae. The record is from the annotation of a GenBank genome assembly.
AUGAGCGAAGAAUUUAGUGGCGUAGUGCGUUUGACAAAUAUUAGUGACUUCAUCGCUCCAAAUCCGAACUGCAUCAUACCUCUGGAGACGAGAACCGUGGAAGAGCCAUUAGUAGCUGUUCGGAAAAAACAGCGGGAUGAGGACAGACCUAAAAAGGGCGCCAUUAAAAUUUCGCUCAAUGAUUGCCUCGCUUGCAGUGGGUGCAUAACCAGCGCAGAGACUGUUCUGGUUGAAGAGCAGUCACUGAUGAGACUACUUGAUGGAUUUUCUGAGAAGAAGCUCUGUGUUGUUACUGUAUCGCCUCAAUCUGUAUGUUCCAUAGCAGUCAAAAGGAAUCUCACAUUGUCCGAAACGGCUAAACUGAUCUCAUCUUUCUUCUUUUCAAAAGGUGCACAUUAUGUCAUCGACUCUUCUUUCGGUCGGUGGUUUGCUUUAGAGGAAGCUUAUAAGGAGUACAGUUCCGUUGCAUCGAGGCCCAUACUGGUAUCGGCCUGUCCGGGCAUCGUUUGUUAUGCGGAAAAGAGCAAUGACGGACUGCUACUCCCGUUCCUGAGCAAGGUUAGAUCUCCACAGGCUGUCUGUGGUGCUCUGGUGAAAGAUUACCUAUCUCGCAAACUUGGAAUCCCUAUGUCAUCCAUAUAUCACGCUUCAGUGAUGAUGUGCUUUGAUAAGAAGCUGGAGGCGUCAAGGCCAGACUUCCAUGUACCUGACACUGAAAUCCGUGAAACAGACUGCGUUAUAAGCACAGUUGAGAUCGACUCGCUUCUGGAUGAAGUUGAUACGCUCGUUGAGUCGGAAGAUCCAGGAUGGCUUGGCGACUUCAGCAGAGGAAUUCUAUAUGGUAAUGAAGGUGGAACUGCCGGUGGAUUUGUAGAUGUUCUUGUCAAGAAGUUUGUAGAAGAAAAUGGUGGGGAAGUCUCGGAGAAGCGGAUAGCGAGGAAUGUGGAUAACAUUACAGUCACUCGCGAUGAUGAAGUUCUUUUACGAGCAGCGAGAAUCUAUGGGUUCAGGAAUAUCCAGAAUCUGGUGCGCAAAAUGAAAAAUAACAAAAUAGCAUACGACUACGUUGAAGUUAUGGCUUGUCCUAGCGCAUGCGGCAACGGUGGUGCACAAAUACGAGGCGAGACUGCAGAGGACAGAGAGCGGAUACUCAAUGCAGUGGAAGAAACGUUUGCAAAAAUCAGGAAUGAUGCUUCUUCAGAAGCGCGGAAGGUAGCAGAAUCAUGGUCUCAGUUGAAUCCGGAGUGGAGGAAUUUGUUAUAUACAGAUUACCAUAAAGUUGAUACUAAUAUUGCACAGAAAUUGCAGUGGUGAUUGUGAUAAUUUGUAAGUAUUGAAUAAAUCAAGA